Messenger RNA from Helobdella robusta, 783 nucleotides. RefSeq lists its product as hypothetical. Gene Ontology annotation, cellular component: proton-transporting V-type ATPase complex. The record is from RefSeq and is a predicted model, not a curated record. Gene Ontology annotation, molecular function: proton-transporting ATPase activity, rotational mechanism. The transcript has 7 exons. NCBI's taxonomy places the organism in Eukaryota, Metazoa, Annelida, Clitellata, Rhynchobdellida, Glossiphoniidae. Bases 1 to 783 code for a protein of 260 amino acids.
AUGUCCGGGAAGGAUAGGAUCAAUGUUUUUCCAUCGCGAAUGGCCAUGACGAACAUGAAGACCCGUUUAAAGGGGGCCCAGAAGGGGCAUAGUCUGCUAAAGAAAAAAUCUGAUGCCCUCACCCACAGAUUUAGACAGAUUCUUAAGAAAAUCAUUGAUACGAAAAUAAUGAUGGGCGAAGUCAUGAAGGAAGCUGCAUUUUCAUUGGCCGAGGCAAAAUUUGCCAUGGGUGAGUUUAAUCACCUUGUCCUUCAAAAUGUUGGCAGGGCAAAGGUCAAAGUUAGAUCGAAAAAAGAUAAUGUUGCAGGGGUUAUGUUGCCCACAUUUGAAUGUGAUCAAGAUGGACCUGAUUCGAAUGUCCUGUUAGGAUUAGGCAGAGGGGGCCAGCAGACAGAUCGGUUGAAGAAAAAUUACUCAAAAGCCAUUGAGUUGCUAGUUGACCUGGCUUCCCUACAGACUUCGUUCAUCGUCCUUGAUGAGGCCAUCAAGACAACGAACAGAAGAGUCAAUGCUAUUGAGCAUGUGAUCAUUCCACGCAUUGAGCUGACACUGGAUUACAUCACCACAGAGUUGGAUGAGAGGGAGAGAGAAGAAUUUUAUAGAAUGAAGAAAAUACAGAGAAAGAAGGCACAGAUCAGAGCAGAGCAAGAAAAAAAUUCAUCCAACUCCAAUGGCAAGCAGUUGAAUGAAUGGGCAGGUAAAAGUGGAGUUAAUGACGACAAUAGCUCUAAUGUUAUGGACAUGCUACACGACGAUGACGAAGACUUACUCUUCGGCAAUUAA